Messenger RNA from Salmo salar (Atlantic salmon), 3282 nucleotides. Its product is annotated as chromodomain Y-like protein. Gene Ontology annotation, cellular component: nucleus. Lineage: Eukaryota; Metazoa; Chordata; Actinopteri; Salmoniformes; Salmonidae. Gene Ontology annotation, molecular function: transcription corepressor activity. The record is from RefSeq and is a predicted model, not a curated record.
ACCACUGAGCUACCAGCAGUCUGGCUUUCAGUCUAGGGCUAGGCUACAAAACCGCAUUCUUAUGCGCAAAACAUGCGCAGCUGUGAGCGCAAAAUAAAUAGUUCCGCACACAGACCCAGAGAAAAAAAGUUCUCAUGCUGGGCUGGACAGAAAACCACCCCGAGUACCUAGCUAACCUUACGAGGAUUGGGAGCACGCCAAAGACAGCUAACGUAAACUGGGCUUCAUCAAAUCUGGAGGUCCUUUUAACCCAAUAAGAUUUGCUAGCCAAGCGGCGAGAGAAAUUGCAACUUAUAAUGGCCUCGGAAGAGCUUUAUGAGGUUGAGAGAAUUGUGGACAAACGGAAGAACAAGAAGGGAAAGAUUGAGUACCUGGUGCGCUGGAGGGGCUAUGGCUAUGAGGGGGACACCUGGGAGCCCGAGACGCACCUCUCUGCCUGUGUGGAGUUCAUCCACGAUUUCAAUCGGCAACACGGCGAAAGACAGAGAGACAGUACUUUACUGCGCUCCACUCGAAGCACUCCCAGCACGACCCACAGCCACAGUUCGAGAAACAAUGCCCGAAAGCAGAUCUGCAGGCCUCAGCCACACAGUGGUAACAGUGGAGCAGGAAGCCAUGCUCUAGUAAAACCCGGGAAUGCCUCUUCGCCCACCACAGCAGCUACGGCCAUCUCGAAACAGUUGCCACCACUUGACCCUGGCGUGGCACACACUAGAACAAACAUGCAGCUUAACUUGAGCCAGAAGUACAGUGUUUCGGCCACCGGUGACAUUUGUAGACCUGGCUUCACAAGCGGGCCUGCGGCUUCUCCGGUAGGCACAGUGCGUCGGAGCAUGGACCUGGCGAAGUCCGGGAUCAAAAUCCUGGUACCCAAAAGCCCCAUGAGCAGCCGGGCCGACUCUGAGUCUUCGCCUAGCGAGGCGGCCCACUGUCUGGAGCAAGGGGGUCAGGAGCAGGACUCUGUGCCCCCAGAGGUGGCCCUUUUGGAAAAGCCUCCAGGGUUGUUGCUGGGGCCUGGGGAAGAAAGAGCACGCAUGGGGACCCGGCCCAGGACUCAAAGCCAAAGCCCAUUAAUUCCUCAGCAAGUCCCCAUAACACCCGCAUCCAUACGCACACUCAAUGGGAAAGGUACAUCAACACUCAUGGAGGCUCUGGCGGCCAAUGGGACGGCUAGCCUGCAGAGUGCAGUGGCAGGAGUCACUGCAGUCUCCGGGGUGGCGGGGAAACGGCGCUUCGAGGAGCAGCGCUCAGUCUUCGACAAGCGCCUUCGGUUCAGUGUCCGGCAGACUGAGAGUGCCUACCGCUACAGGGACCUUGUUGUCAAGAAGCAGGAUGGCUUCACCCACAUCCUGCUCUCCACCAAGUCCUCGGAGAACAACUCACUGAACCCCGAUGUGAUGAAGGAGAUGCAGAGUGCCAUGGCCACGGCGGCGGCAGACGACAGCAAGCUGGUCCUGCUGAGCGCCGUGGGUAGCAGCUUCUGCUUCGGCCUGGACUUCAUCUACUUCAUUAGACGGCUCACUGACGACCGCAAGAAAGAGAGCAUCAAGAUGGCUGAGACCAUUAGGACAUUCGUGAACACGUUCAUCCAAUUCAAGAAGCCCAUCAUCGUAGCCGUGAACGGACCGGCAGUGGGCCUCGGAGCCUCUAUCCUCCCGCUGUGUGACGUUGUCUGGGCCAACGAGAAAUCCUGGUUUCAGACGCCCUAUACCACCUACGGACAGACACCCGACGCUUGCGCCUCCCUCACCUUCCCUCGCAUCAUGGGCGUGGCCUCGGCCAAUGAGAUGUUGCUGAGUGGGCGGAAGCUGACAGCCCAGGAGGCCUGCGCUAAAGGCCUCGUGUCCCAAGUGCUGUGGCCCGGGACUUUCACUCAGGAGGUGAUGGUUCGCAUUAGGGAGCUAGUCUCUUGUAAUUCAGUUGUUCAACUAAAUUGAAGGGAUUGGAGGAGGAGAAGACAUUGAUGAAUACACAAUGUGUCUUACAUAGCAGGGUGUCUGUCCUACUCGGCUCGGGAUUGAUUUGGGUUGGAUGUUCUAUCAACAUGGAUCAGCAUUUAUUUAUGACGUAACGAAAACCCAAGCGACUUCCAUUGUGGAGCUUUGCACUAAGAUGUGAUGCUCUGAACUCUUAACUGUGUUGGAACUAACUCUUGGGAAAACAGUGCAGCCCAGUGGAUUGGCAGCUUAUUGGAUUCUCUACAUUAACUUUUUUCUUUAGACUCCUGUAAGACUUUCCAUACAAAACGGGACUUAUUGCUAUUAAGUUGAAUAGCACCUAGGAUUCAAUCAAAGGCCCGUUGUUGAUAAGAUAAGCAUAGAGCACUUUACUUUUGAAGGUAAUUUACGCUUGAGUUGCGCUCUGUAGCCUCCACCAUGAAUGCGAUCUUCGAAUGUCAGGGAAGUUGCCUUUAAAAGACUUUGUCAACAGUGUAGUGCCUUAACAACGCGCCUUUAAUUGAAUCCGGUCCAAAGUCUGUCUCAGACCAACUUUUAAAAAGCUCUUGACUGUAUUUAGGUUUGUCUAACUGAUAUAGUCUCUGUAGAUAUUUCACCCAGGUAGUCUUUUUAUUUGUUAUCUUAUUUGGCUUUGGGGACGGUAUGUGCUACCAAACAGUUUCUAUGAUAAAUUAUUUUUGUUUUAAGUUAAGACUUAUUAGAAUAUUAUAAUUAAAUAUUCUGCAACUUUUCAAUUAUUCCUUCCAUGAAACAUGCCCGCAAGGGAGAGACAAUUACAAGAUUGUAAUGCAAUAUUUCUAUGUAGUUGUGAUGAGGCUAGGCUACACAUUAAGGCUCUAGCUAAGUUCCACAGCAGUGCCUUGUCCUUUACUUCUUUUUCCAUGACUUCACAAAUUGUGGGUUCUGAUCAUCAGUGAGAAUAGCCUGUAAUGUUAUUGCAGUGAAAUCGGGCCAAUGCAGUGUGAUGUGAUAGUUUAUGAAAACUAUCCAAAAAAGGAACACAUGCCAAGACAUGUUUAAUAAAUACAUCAGGGAAAACAUGUCAUUUUUCUCAGUACCAUGAAUAUAGUACCAUAAAUACAUCAGGCACAUGCUUACCCUGAUGUAUUUGUUAAACAUGUCUUGGCAUGUGCCUUCUGGAAAGUUAAUAUUCAUGGUACUGAUUUUAAAAUAGUGGAAAAUGUAAUUAUUUAUAUUGUCUGAAAGUAUAUGAAGUAUUUAAAUAUUUAAAGUGAAGCUGGUUUGGACACAGUAGUUUGUUUUUUAGUCAUUCCUCAUGGUUUGUAUCGCUGUUAUUUUUUUUAAAUGUGAAGUAUCUUCUUGG